AUGAGUAGAUCAACCAGAGACAUUGGCGGCAGACUGAAGAAGACAGACGUGACAGAGAUUAAGAUGACAGGCAACUACACCCGAGCCGACAUCGAACGAAUCGCGCAGCGAGACAGCAACACGCUCCAACGAUACGGUGCCAACGCAAGGAUAGAGGUCGUGCUCGACUACGGCAAUCAUCAGUAUCGAUCAGGCAGGUUCACCAAGGUAGGCGAGCCGAUCAUCAUGUUUGAUCCUCACGAGUACGAUGGCGCGCCCAUCACAGAGCCUGACACAUUCAAAUCGUUCUACAUCUACGUACAUCAAACAAAGGGAAAGGCAGGUGGCUGCGACGGUGAAUGGAGCAACUGCCUCUACCACUGCCUCCACGAUGCCUACCCAGACCAGGUGACAGAGCACUACGGCAAGCCAUCACAACUCAAGAAGGACCUAAAGCUCAAUGUCGAUCAGAAGGUCAACAUUUUCACUAAAGAGAAUGAAUGGUCAGAGGAGGUGCUUGAGGUGUUGGUUGAGUGCCUGUUCACUCUUUUUUUUCAUGUGUGGUGA
Acytostelium subglobosum LB1 is the source of this 546-nucleotide messenger RNA. RefSeq lists its product as hypothetical. Bases 1 to 546 code for a protein of 181 amino acids. The transcript has a single exon. NCBI's taxonomy places the organism in Eukaryota, Evosea, Eumycetozoa, Acytosteliales, Acytosteliaceae. The record is from RefSeq and is a predicted model, not a curated record.